AUGAAUGAAACGAAACUAACGACGUUCGAUCAAUUGAAAUAUAUUUAUUACCGGUUUCGUACGCUGACAUUUGCGAAUUAUCCGUUUAUACCUUCGAAGGCAUUUCGAUUCGUUCAUUUCGAAAGUCAAAGCGUGAAACAAACACAUCGAGAAAAUAACCGAAACGUGAUCGCAUUUGUUAAUAUUGAACAAACACAUUCCGGUAUAUUCGAAGAAUUAAGCUUAUUGGAUUCUGCGGAACAACUGAUUGUCUCAUUUAUGAACUCACCUUCCUUAACCUACGCGAAUGGAGCACUUUCAAAGCUCAGUUGUUACGAAUUGAAGCUCUCAAAUACAAACCCAAAGAUACCAAUCGAAUUCUUUUCGAAUACAGUAUCCAUUUACCAUUUAAUUAUAGAUAAUCCUUCGUUUAUCGGUUUUCUUUCAUCAUCUUCACAGACAUUUACAUUUCAAAUUUCUAAAAUGUCAAUUAAAGACGUCAGUGUUCGCUCGUUACAAGGCAAACACUUUCCAAUCGUAUUCAGUUCUACUCGAGAAUUGACGUUAGAAAAUUAUCAUGCUAAUGGCGGAUUUCGAACUUUCAAUAGCCGAGAGUUAGCUCAACGUUUUCCCCAACUACAAACCUUAACCAUUUUUUCACGCUCAAUACAACACAUCACCAAACGACUGUUUGAAUAUUUUACCCAGCUAGAAUAUUUAAGAUUAACUGGCAUAACUACAAUUGAAAAUGAAGCUUUCUAUAAUUUACAUCAUUUAAAAGAAUUAUAUCUCGGAAAGCAUAUUCUAAGACUAGAUCCAUAUGCAUUUCUUCAUAUGAAUACUAAAUUUUUGUACCUGAAUGAAAGUCUGGACUUUCAACUAAAUGACGACCGACAUUUCUGUGUUUUCGCUCAAUUCUCACCUUUGACAAGUGUUAAAACAUUCGUUCAGUUUCCACAACAUCUCGAUACAUGUUCAUGUACUAUUCGUUACUUAUAUCGACAUCUGGACAAAUCGUGGAUGUCAUUCACACCUGAUUGCUAUUCCAACUCAAGUUUGUAUAUUCUUUCUCAGGAAGAGCGCCUAUGUUACUUCGAACAACGGCUACUUCAAUGUCAUGUUUUACCGGAUGAAGGUAUUACAAUCUUUGGUAAACAUUACAAUGUUUCGUACUUUUAUCAACGGCAAACCUCCAAACAACGUCGUCACUUAACAAUCUUCUAUGAGCAUCGGUUACAAAUUCUUAUUGGAGUACUUGCGUUUGUUAUAAGUCUGAUUUUAAUCAUAUGUACCAUUCGACAAUGUAAACAACGGAAGACAAGUGCAUAUCGACACUUGAAUCGUUUACUAAAUCGACGACAAUUGACUGGAAAUGAUCAAAUAACCAUGGAUAUCAUUUAUCAUCAUACAAAUGAUCGGCCUGAUAUACUCCUUCCGCCUCCGACAACAACUAAGGUUUAA
Molecule: messenger RNA, 1440 nt
Organism: Adineta ricciae
Lineage: Eukaryota; Metazoa; Rotifera; Eurotatoria; Adinetida; Adinetidae
Source: the annotation of a GenBank genome assembly